This is a messenger RNA of Bufo bufo (common toad), 3370 nucleotides long. It is a transcript of the gene ATP9A, whose product is annotated as ATPase phospholipid transporting 9A (putative). Gene Ontology annotation, cellular component: trans-Golgi network; endosome; plasma membrane. NCBI's taxonomy places the organism in Eukaryota, Metazoa, Chordata, Amphibia, Anura, Bufonidae. Gene Ontology annotation, molecular function: ATP hydrolysis activity; ATP binding; magnesium ion binding. Gene Ontology annotation, biological process: phospholipid translocation; endocytosis; retrograde vesicle-mediated transport, Golgi to endoplasmic reticulum. The transcript is spliced from 28 exons. The coding region runs from base 55 to 3192 and encodes 1045 amino acids. The record is from RefSeq and is a predicted model, not a curated record.
UCCUCCAGCAGCUCCUACAUUCCCAGCAACACCCACAGCCUUACAGCAGCCAAGAUGACGGAUAAUAUUCCCCUUCAACCUGUCAGGCAGAAAAAGAGAAUGGACGGCAAGCACAAGAGAGGGUGCUGUGAUUGUUUGGGCUGUUGUGGCCGUCGGGAACUAAGGCCACGGACUGUCUGGCUUGGACACCCCGAAAAAAGAGAGCAGAGGUAUCCGCGAAACGUCAUCAACAAUCAGAAAUACAACUUCUUCACAUUUCUCCCGGGGAUCCUUUUUAACCAGUUCAAAUACUUCUUCAACCUGUAUUUCCUGCUGCUGGCCUGCUCACAGUUUGUGCCCGAGAUGCGGCUGGGGCCCCUGUAUACGUUCUGGGUCCCUCUGGGAUUCGUCCUGGCUGUCACCAUCAUUCGUGAGGCUGUAGAAGAAAUCCGAUGUUUCAUGCGGGAUAAAGAAGUUAACUCCCAAAUCUACAGCAAGCUGACAACCAGAGGCACUGUCAAAGUCCGCAGCUCAAGCAUACAAGUUGGUGAUCUCGUUAUUGUUGAAAAGAAUCAGAGAAUUCCGGCCGACAUGAUAUUUCUAAGGACGUCAGAGAAAAACGGGUCCUGCUUUCUGCGCACUGAUCAGCUGGACGGUGAGACAGACUGGAAGUUGCGGCUGCCGGUGUCCUGCACACAGAGACUGCCCACAGCAGCGGACCUGCUCCAGAUUAGAGCCUAUGUAUAUGCAGAAGAACCGAAUAUUGACAUCCAUAAUUUUGCAGGAACGUUUACUCGAGAGGACAGUGACCCCCCAAUAAAUGAAAGCUUAAGUAUCGAGAACACGCUGUGGGCCAGCACGGUUAUUGCUUCUGGUACGGUGGUCGGAGUGGUUCUUUAUACUGGCCGGGAGCAGCGCAGUGUGAUGAAUACCUCUAAUCCACGGAGUAAGAUCGGCCUCUUAGACCUGGAAGUGAACUGUCUGACGAAGAUCUUAUUCAGCGCCCUAGUGGUCGUCUCUCUGGUCAUGGUGGCUCUUCAGCAUUUUGCCGGUCGCUGGUAUCUACAGAUCCUCCGCUUCCUGGUCCUCUUCUCCAACAUCAUACCUAUCAGCUUGCGGGUCAAUCUGGACAUGGGGAAAAUUGUAUACAGCUGGAUGAUCCGCAGAGACCCCAAGAUCCCAGGAACUGUGGUCCGAUCGAGUACAAUCCCGGAGCAGCUUGGACGAAUCUCCUACUUAUUGACUGACAAAACAGGGACCCUGACCCAGAACGAGAUGGUCUUCAAACGUCUUCACCUAGGGACAGUGGCUUAUGGAAUGGACUCCAUGGAUGAAGUGCAGAGUCACAUAUUCAGUAUAUACACACAGCCAUCCCAGGAUCCUCCAGCGCAGAAAGGCACCACGACCAAAGUGAGGAAGACGAUGAGUAGCCGCGUUUAUGAAGCUGUAAAGGCAAUCGCCCUGUGCCACAACGUUACCCCCUCCUACGAGUCUAAUGGUGUGACAGACCAGGCCGAGGCAGAGAGACAGUUUGAAGAUUCUUGCCGAGUUUACCAGGCCUCCAGCCCUGAUGAGGUGGCCCUGGUGCAAUGGACUGAGAGUGUGGGGCUGACACUGGUUGGGAGGGACCAGUCUUCAAUGCAGCUGAGGACACCUGGUGGCCAAAUCAUGAACUUUACCAUUCUGCAAAUCUUCCCAUUUACCUAUGAAAGCAAAAGGAUGGGAAUCAUUGUAAGGGAAGACUCCACCGGAGAGAUAACAUUCUACAUGAAGGGAGCAGAUGUGGUGAUGGCUGGGAUUGUGCAGUAUAAUGACUGGUUGGAGGAGGAGUGUGGCAAUAUGGCAAGAGAGGGACUCAGGGUUCUGGUAGUGGCAAAGAAGUCUCUAGCAGAGGAACAGUACCAGGAUUUUGAGGCGCGAUACAUACAGGCAAAGCUCAGUGUCCACGACCGCUCAUUAAAAGUGGCCACUGUGAUCGAGAGCCUGGAAAUGGAGAUGGAGCUGCUCUGUUUGACCGGGGUUGAAGAUCAACUGCAAGUCGAUGUCCGACCCACCCUGGAGACUUUGAGAAAUGCUGGUAUGAAGGUCUGGAUGCUUACUGGAGACAAACUGGAGACUGCAACCUGCACCGCCAAAAACGCUCAUUUAGUGACCAGAAACCAGGACAUCCACAUCUUCCGGCCUGUAACUAAUCGCGGGGAAGCCCAUCUAGAGCUGAAUGCGUUUAGAAGAAAACACGACUGCGCUCUGGUUAUAUCAGGAGACUCUUUAGAGGUUUGUCUGAAAUAUUACGAGUAUGAAUUCAUGGAACUGGCCUGUCAGUGCCCGGCUGUCGUCUGCUGCCGCUGUGCCCCCACUCAGAAAGCUCAGAUCGUGCGCCUCCUGCAAGAACGGACAGGAAAACUCACCUGCGCUGUAGGCGAUGGUGGCAAUGAUGUUAGCAUGAUCCAAGAAGCAGAUUGUGGUGUUGGAGUUGAAGGAAAGGAAGGGAAACAAGCUUCACUAGCGGCAGAUUUCUCCGUCACACAGUUUAAACACCUCGGCCGCCUCCUGAUGGUUCAUGGACGGAACAGCUACAAAAGGUCUGCCGGCCUGAGCCAAUUUGUCAUCCACCGGAGUCUGUGUAUCAGUACCAUGCAGGCUGUCUUCUCCUCCGUGUUUUACUUUGCCUCUGUUCCUCUCUACCAAGGAUUCCUCAUCAUUGGAUAUUCCACAAUCUACACAAUGUUCCCGGUUUUCUCUCUGGUGCUUGAUAAAGAUGUCAAAUCUGAAGUGGCAAUGUUGUAUCCAGAGCUGUACAAGGAUCUAAUAAAGGGCCGGCCGUUGUCAUACAAAACAUUUCUUAUUUGGGUUUUGAUUAGCAUUUAUCAAGGGAGCAUCAUUAUGUACGGAGCGCUGCUGCUGUUUGAGUCGGAGUUUGUCCAUAUUGUGGCCAUUUCCUUCACUUCCCUGAUCCUCACAGAACUGCUGAUGGUGGCACUGACCAUUCAGACGUGGCACUGGCUGAUGAUUGUGGGCGAGCUCCUCAGUCUCUCCUGUUAUAUCGCCUCCCUCGUUUUCUUACAUGAGUUCAUAGACAUUUACUUCAUUACCACGGUGUCCUUCUUGUGGAAAGUGACUGUCAUUACGCUGGUCAGCUGUCUCCCCCUCUACGUCCUCAAAUAUCUGAGGAGGAAAUUCUCUCCCCCCAGUUACUCCAAACUGACAUCUUAGAGUGAAUGUGGUGACCACCAAUGCUGCUUUUAUGGACUAGGGCCGAAGAAGUUUACUGAAAAUGAUCAAUGGUUUCUGAUCAUUCCUCCGUGGGAACAAACAAUACAGGGUUUAUCUCAUAUCUCAAGAGCUAUAGAGAGAGUUAUAUCGUGCCCAACCAAAUGUUAUAGGGCAUUAU